AUGUUCUCCAUCACUGCGGAGUACAACAGCGGCGCGCUCAGCUGCUUUUGCGACUUCAUGGGCUCCACGGAGCUCGAGUGCAACACCUUCGGCGGGCAGUGCCCGUGCAAGCCCAACGUGAUCGGGCGGACGUGCAGCGCGUGCAAGACCGGCUUCUACGGCUUUCCUAAUUGCAGGCCCUGCAAUUGCCCGCUAACCGCCAUUUGCGAUGACAAUGGUCAGUGCAUCUGCCCCAAAAAUGUUGAGGGUGACAACUGCGACAGGUGCAAACCGUAUACGUUCAACUUCGACGUGCAACGCGGUUGCGACGACUGCAACUGCAACCCGCUGGGAGUUGUUGGCAACCAGUUGCAAUGCGAAGAGGACAACGGAAGCUGCGACUGCAAAGAAAACGUGAUAGGCCGCACCUGCGAUCAUUGUGUGCCCGGUCAUUACGCGUUCCCGGAGUGCCUGCAAUGCACAUGCAGCCUAGACGGGACCACCGAGGAUGUUUGCGAUCAGAACACUGCCCAAUGCUACUGUAAGAAGCACGUAAGGGGACAGGCGUGUGACACGUGUAAAGAUGAAUACUUUAAUCUACAACCAGACAACCCGGAAGGCUGCACCAAAUGUUACUGCUUCGGGAAAACCACGAGGUGCACAAGUUCCUUCCUGACUUGGGCCGAGAUAAGCGGUAUGAGUGAUUGGUACCUGGUGAACAUCGAGAUGAACCGCACGCUGAACAUUUUCCCGCACACCAUCGCCCCCAGCAUAUUAAAUGACAGUGUUAUUGGCGCUGAACUCGUGAGCAGCGACGAACACGAUCAAAAAGUGGUCUACUUUGGUGCACCCGAGUAUUACCUGGGACAACGCCUCACAUCAUACGGAGGAUACUUGUCGUACACCGUCUUUUACACGACGAGAGACGAAGGCAACGCUGUCAUCGAAGCUGACGUAAUUAUUGGAGGCUCGAAUGGAUACAUCGUACACAACAGCGUAGAACAACCACCCUCCUUAACAAACUGGAGACACAGCGUAAGAAUCAGCGAGGACGAAUUCACGAACUUAGAUGGGUCAGCGGUCACCAGAGACCAGUUCAUGAAUAUCCUUAUCAACGUUACCAGCAUUUACAUCAGAGCCACAUAUUGGCACGAGGCCGUGACAACAAGGUUGAUGAGCGUGAGUCUGGACGUAGCUGUCGAGGAAUACACGACUGGUGGUAGACAAGCGUCUUCGGUGGAGGAUUGUCAAUGUCCGAAAGCUUACCGAGGACUAUCGUGCGAGCAGUGCGCUGAAGGCUAUUACCGGCUCAGCACUGGACCCCACGCGGGAUUCUGCGUGCCCUGCCAGUGUAACGGUCACUCCAAUGAGUGUGAUGUCAACACCGGUGUUUGUCUGGCAUGUACCGACUACACAAUGGGAGAUCACUGCGAGCAAUGCAUACCCGGCUACCACGGUGACGCAACAGUUGGAACUCCACACGACUGUCUUAUUUGCGCUUGCCCGAUGCCUUACCCUUCCAAUAACUUUGCCAUUGGGUGUGAUUUAAGUCAAAAUGGUUCCCUCAUUUCCUGCAUCUGUAAACCGGGCUACGGCGGUGCAAGAUGCGAAUAUUGCGCAGCCGGAUACUAUGGUAUUCCAGAAAACAUUGGGGAUUAUUGCAAGCCCUGCAACUGUUCGGGUAACAUUAACAUCGAAGAUCCAAGAUCUUGUGACAGCAUCACUGGAGACUGCCUCAAGUGCGUUAACAACACAGCUGGUGCCGCUUGCAAUCUUUGCGCCCCUGGUUUCUUUGGAGACGCCAUCUUUUCGAAGAACUGCACUGCGUGCGUGUGCGACGAGUUUGGUAUGGAGCGGUGCGACCCCACCACGGGCACGUGCGUGUGCAGCCGCGGGGUGAUAGGCGAGAAGUGCGACCGCUGCGAGCCUAACCACUGGGGCAUCAACAGCGGCCAGGGCUGCGAGCCAUGCGACUGCGCCCUCGCUUCCGAGUCCCCCCAGUGUGACGACAGCACGGGACAGUGCAGAUGCGCUAAAGGUGUUACUGGAAAACAUUGUGAUCAAUGUGCCGCUGGUUACUGGAACUACACAAAAGAGGGAUGCGAUCAUUGCAAUUGUAAUACUGGAUACUCGCUCGGGUUUAUGUGCAAUGCAACUGGUCAAUGCGAGUGUCUUCCUGGUGUCAUUGGCGAGAAAUGCGACCGUUGUCCGGAAAGAUGGGUUUUAAUCCCACAUGAGGGCUGCCUGGAGUGUGACUCCUGCACCGAUGCCUUGAUCUUCUCCGUAGAAGAUUUAAGUUACUUACUUGCUAAUGAGAGUUUGGAAUUCAAGGACAAGGCAGAUUCGUUUUUCACGACCCAACGCCUGAACUACAUAUCGAAUCAAACAGAACAGCUUAAGCCAAGAUUAACUGAAUUACGCAACGUGGAUUUAGUUGAAGUUACAUCUGCUGUUAAAUCCCUGGAGACAAGCGCCAAAAACUUACUGAGAUCUGCAGAGUUUGCGGCAACCGAUAGCGACAACCAGAUUAGUAGAGCUGCUUAUUUGGCUGCGGAUGCUGAAAAGGUACUUUUAUCAGUCCGUGACAAUGGACAGAAGGCUAUGGAAGUUGUGACUCACGUCAGUGAUUUGGCAACGGGGUUGGAACUAAGCCAGCAACCGAAAGUUGACAGCGCCUUAGCAGAAGCUCAACAGAUUAAGAACGAUAUUUCAGUUAAGAGUUUAAUUCCAAAGGAGCAGCAAGCAAUCAGCGCAAUAAAUAAUGCAACUAACCAAAUAGAACGAAUGAAUGUGUUUAUUCAACCCGUUAACGAACAAGCGAAGAAAUUCCAAAAAUUGGUAAACUCGACGAAAGAUCUCAAGGGAAAACUAGACGAAAUGUUGGAGUACACUGAUCUGGCACAGCACACAGCUGAUGCCGCUAAGACGCUAAAUGAUAAAAACAGGGAGUCGAAGUUCGGGAACAAAGUGCUGUCGGUAACAAAGCUAAAUGGCGCAGCAAUGAAAGACCUCAUCGACGCUGCUCUAGAUAUUAGCAACGCUACCUUUUUCAAUAUUUUAUCGAACGGAAUUGUAAACGAUACUUCCAAAACUUUAGAAGCCCUGAAUGAUGGAAACGGGGAAAUCGAGGAGCGAUUAGCUUUGUUAGCGGAAGCAUUGCCAGAACUAAGCAAUUUAACCGACGUAGCCUUACAUCACGUGAGAGGAUUAAGAAACAGGGCGGACAGUCUUCGGGCCCUGGCUGAAAGGGAGAACAACAAUACGCGCACACAACAUGCUUACAGUGCGGCAUCGGCUUACUCAUCCAUAGUACAAGAGAUACGCGACGCUAAAGACGCGGCCGACGAAGCUGAAGCAUGGGUGCAUAACGCUACAAGUAUAAAUAAUGUUCUUAACGAAAGCGUCACACCGGCGAAGAAUACGUCACAAGUAUUGUCUGAGCGGGCGUUAAAAGCACUACAAACUGUAGAACAACAGCUGAGGCCUAACCUAACUCAAGCGGAGCAAGCGCUGAAGAACGCCUGGACAACCUUAGGUGUUGCUGAUGACGAAGACAACGCUAUACAGCUAUCGCUGCCAACCACCACUCCAUCUUCCCUUGAAAAUGAAACCGAAAAGGCGGCCAAAGUAACAGAAACUGUUAAGUCCACUGUCAAGAUAAUGUCUCAACUUGGAAGCGAUAUUGCAGCUAGCAAAGAAUGGGCUCAAUCACUUCCAAAGGCUGCGAAUGAUGCCCAAAAGAUGACUUCCAACGUCGAUAACUUAGUAAACAGCAUUGGAGAUAUGGACCCUAAGAUUUCAUCACAAUACCGCGUGGUAAAAAUGAAGCAGGAGAGCCUUGAACAACGGCGCAAGGAAGCCGACGAUAAAUUGCAAAAGUUAAGGGAACUUGUUGAACAGGCACGUACAGUAGCCAAUCGAGUGCAAGUCGGAGUCACAUUCGAUCGCUGGUCGACUUUGCAACCGAGACUUCCUGACACUGUUGACGAAAUGUCCACCUCCACCCAUGUUUCUGCAUAUUUCCGCACAAAAGAGAAAAAUGGAUUCAUACUAUACCUGGGCAAUCCGAAAGAUACAAUGCUCAGGCGAACAAAAUCCGACGACUUCAUGGUGAUUGGCAUCCAAAAUGGUUAUCCAUAUCUUGUAAUGGAUAUUGGAGACAGUGCCGAAUCUGGACAGGAGCCAAAGAGAAUUGGAAAUGACAAAUUUGUCGCCGACAACAGAUGGUAUCAAGUUAUAGUUGAUAGAGUUGGGCGCAACGUUAAACUGUCUAUACGUGAAAGUCUGGACAACGGCACGGAUCACAUCCACUCUAAAGACUCCGCUCUACCUGGUCAACAUACCAUAUUCAAUCUGGAUAGACAAAAAUCGAAAUUGUACGUCGGAGGUGUUCCAUCAGAUGCGAAACUGCAGGGUGUUAGCUUCCCCGCUUUCGAGGGACAAAUAGAAGAACUCAUGAUAGGGGACACACCUGUAGGUCUUUGGAACUUCAAAAGUGCUGCAAAUCUGAAAGGAGCGAGGCAGAGGCUUGACGCUGGAAGGUAUUUGACAACGUGCUCUCUAAAAGUUGAUGGGGAAGUUCUCAAGACUGUAUCAACAUCAGAAGUUAAAGAAAUCCCCGAUCUGGACACUAUGAACUUCGGAGGCAACAACAAAGAUAUCAUACAAGUAACAAAUAAAGGAUUUGAUGGAUGCAUACGCCAAAUUAGUAUCGACGGCGUGAAUAUCGAUCUCAGUGAGAAUAUAGAAUCUGUGGGAGUAGCUUACGGUUGUCAGUUUGCCUCCCUGGUAUCUCUUUCGGGCGAAGACAGUUACCUGCGCUACGUGAAUAUAACAACAGAAAAUAUGCAACUAACACUGAAGUUCAAAACGUCAAAGCCGGAUGGUUUAAUUUUUGUUUACCUAAGCAGAACCCAAACCACGACUAUGUCAGACAGCGUAUCACUGUCCUUAAUCAAUGGUAAACUGGUGCUGAUGAGCCAAAGAGAACAACUCGACACAGGCUUGAGCACGUACAAUGAUUCGCAGUGGCAUGUCGUGACUGUCACACAUAACAAUCAAGCGCUAAGGCUUGUUGUCGAUGAUUUCGACUAUUUCAGCACCGACACAGCACCGGCUCCACUCCAUAUACUCGAUGGAGUUCUGUUCGUGGGUGGGGUGCAGCCCAGCUACGUCGUUGGUGGGAAGGUCGGCUCGAAAUCACCAUUCCAAGGCUGCAUAGCUGAUGCCACUUUGAACGGCAGGGUGCUCAACUUGCUGGAGCCUUUCAGCAAUAACAGUGUCACGUUUGGCAGGUGUGGCACUACUACCACCACAGGCGGAGUUCCUCCAGAUCAAGCUGCUUGGCCGGCACCUACACCGCCCGACGUGUUACCAACGCCAACGCGUUUACCAACUCUACCGCCUCUAGCCACACCUCCUCCAGACGUGGUUCCAAAUAAAGUGAAUGUGGACGAGAACGAAAUCUUCACCGUGCCACCUACGGAACCGCCAACAACAACAAUGGUACCGUUCAAGAUCACUUCCACCACAAUACGCCCAUCGACGACAACGCACCGACCCCCCCCACAACCAGAAUCUGGGUGUGCCCUCGCAUACGAUCCCCAGUACGGGAUAGGGGAUCCAUCUGAAGGAUACAGAUUCGGCACACGAAACGACAGCCGAAUAGAAUACUCCAAGCUACCCGGCAGACAACUGGAAGGAUUCGACUUUACAAUCACGUUCCGUACAUUUGACCAACACGGUGGUCUUAUCUUCUACGCAGAAGCUGAUAAGGCACCUGGCCAAUUUCUCGCCCUUUAUAUGAAGGACGCAAAGUUGCACUUCACCUUCAAUUGCGGAGGUGAGACCGCAUUCGUGCAGUCGACGCAAAUGUACAACGGCACCGAAUGGCACACUGUUACCCUGGUCAGAAAUGAAGGCCACGGUAAAUUAACCGUCGACUCUGAGCGCAUCGGGGAGGCUAGCGUCACGUGCAUUUCUCCAGCUGUUCUGACACCGCCGUUCUAUUACGGCGGCCUGGGAAAUGUUUCCUCCAGCGUGGGCCAGAACCUCAUGGAUUUCUACCAGCCCUUCAAGGGAUGCCUAAAAGGUUUGAUGAUGAACGGUCAGUACGUUACCGACGUACUGUAUCGCGUCAACUCUUUGCGUUGCACCGACAACAUUGAGCAUGGCGUGUAUUUCGGCCCAUCUAAUAACGCUCACAGCAAUUAUCUGAAGCUCCUCGAGAAAUUCAAAGUGGGCUUCGAGAUUUCGAUAUCAAUGGAAGUGAAGCCACGCAACUCUACGGGGCUGUUGUUCAGCGUGCACGGCAGGCGGGACUUCAUGAUCCUCGAGCUGCUAGAGAACGAAGUGGUUGCCAAUGUAGAGAACGGGAAAGGGCCCUUCCACGCCAGCUACAAGCUGGGCAACAAGUUUUCCCUGUGCGACGGAAAUUGGCACAAGAUUCAUGCUGUGAAAUCGCGGCACGUGGUGUCCGUCGGCGUGGACGGCCACUUCUCCGACGCGGGCCUGGGCCAGUCCGGGUCCACGGACACGCGCUCCGCGCUGUACAUCGGCGGCCACGAGCGGCCCAUCUCGCGGGUGCCGGGCGUGCGCUCCCGGCGCGGCUUCACCGGCUGCAUCAGGAACAUCGUGAUAAGGGAGACCACCGUUCAGAUACCGCUGACCGCCGCCGGCCGCAACACCCACGUGGGCGUCUGUCCGACGGAC
Iphiclides podalirius (scarce swallowtail) is the source of this 6690-nucleotide messenger RNA. The record is from the annotation of a GenBank genome assembly. NCBI's taxonomy places the organism in Eukaryota, Metazoa, Arthropoda, Insecta, Lepidoptera, Papilionidae.